Molecule: messenger RNA, 1142 nt
Organism: Zingiber officinale
Lineage: Eukaryota; Viridiplantae; Streptophyta; Magnoliopsida; Zingiberales; Zingiberaceae
Product: glycine-rich RNA-binding protein RZ1A-like
Exons: 4
Coding region: 51-683 (210 amino acids)
Molecular function (GO): RNA binding; zinc ion binding
Source: RefSeq, a predicted model, not a curated record
CGUUCUCUCUCUGACGGCCGUUUAUCUGCGCCUACAAAGCUCUAGAGAAAAUGUCAGAAGUAGAGGAGUAUCGCUGCUUUGUUGGUAGCCUUUCAUGGUCAACAACUGAUGGAAGUUUGAAGGAAGCAUUUCAGAAGUUUGGCCAUCUUACUGAGGCCAAGAUUGUUCUUGAUAAGUUUUCUGGUCGAUCUCGUGGGUUUGGCUUUGUCACGUUUGAUGCUGAGGAUGCUAUGGAAGAGGCUAUUGAAGCAAUGCAUGGAAUGAACCUUGAUGGCCGAUCUAUUACUGUUGAAAGAGCCCAACCUCAGGGUCCUGGUGGAAGGGAUCGUGAUUCAGGGCGUGACUUUGAUCGUGGUCGUGAUCGAGGCCGUGGUAGGGAUUUUAGUGGUGGUGGUGGACGGGGUUCAAAUGGUAGUGACUGUUUUAAGUGUGGGAAGCCUGGUCAUUUUGCAAGGGAAUGCCCAUCAGGUGAUGGUGGAAGAGGGGAUAGGUACAGUGGCAGAGAUGAUUAUGGGGGUAGUCGUGGUGGCGGCAACCGAUAUGGACCUGAUCGUAAUGGGGAUCGCUUCAGUUCUCGGAACAGAGAUGGGGUAAGCCGUGGUGGAGGCGGAGGUGAUCGUUAUAAUCGUGAUAGAUCUGGUCCAUAUGAACGCCCUAAUGGUGGUGGGGGCUACAGAUCUUGAUUUAUUGCUGCUUGUUUUCAGGUUCAACUUGGCCUUGUGAAUUAUGGCAUUUCUCAAUCCUUUGUGGGUUACCAAAUGACUAGCAUUGUUCAAAUUUGUGUGACCUAGUAUCGUCAUUCUUGGAAUUUCAUUUGUUCUUGCUUUUGCCCGGAUGUGGUCUCUUCCCUCUAGAUCAAAUUGACUUUCAAAUCUUUGUUUGUGAAGAUUGGGGGAUGUGGGAGUUGCCCUUUCAAGAUACUCUGCCCUAAUAUACCAAUGUCAAAUUCCCUAAUAUGCACGGGCCUAGUGGUGUCUGCAGGCUGAGAAUGCGCAUGACAGAUCCGUGCAUGCGUUGUGUUAGCUGGGAAGCAUUUUGCGGGUUAUGAUCUGAUCCUUGGCAUUUCUUCUUUAAAGACAACUGUUGUAACAAUUUGGCAGUUACAUUUUAUGAUAUCUAUUGCUAAACCUGGAUUUGCUAUC